UAACAAGCUUUAUUCGUAACUCGACUUGGAUACAGAAUUGGAGUUAGCAAUUUCAGGAAAUUCAGUUACUAUCGAGUUCAUGAUUUGCUGAAACUUUUAAAGUUCUGAAAUUUUUCUCACUUAUUUUCAAGGUUUUAAAGGUGUAAUUUUUUACGGAAUUGUCUGCUGAAAUUUCAGAAAUGUAUAAAAAGCAGAAAUUAAAUGUUAUAGUGAUGUUUGUCAUUGUUUUAUCUUUUUAUUACUUUCUGGUAUCAAAUGCAGCUCCCAUUGCCAGGCGUAUGGUGGAUAUGUCAUAUGUCUUUGAUGAAACAACAAUCAAUCAUCCUAUGCAUAGAAGAUUUGAAAUGACAGUUACAAUGAAUGGAACACAUCCAGGCGGAUUUUGGUUGCAAAUGGAAGAAUACGAAUCAGCAAGCCAUGCUGGCACACACAUGGAUGCUCCAUCUCACUUUGCGCAAGGGGGUUUGAACAUAGACGAGAUCCCUUUGACCAGCUUAAUUGUUCCAGCAGCUGUCAUCGACAUCACCGAACGAGCAAACCAGGAUCCAGAUGCAGAACUGAAUGUGGAUGAUCUUGUAAACUGGGAAUCCAUUACAGGACAAAGUUUAAAUGGAACAAUUGUGCUACUGAGGUCCGGUUGGGGUCUUAAAUGGCAGAAUCUAACAGCUUAUUCUGGUUCACCUAAUAAUGAUAUCAAUAGUUUGCGAUAUCCAGGAUUCGCUCCAGCAGCCUCACAGUGGUUGAUUGAUAAUCGAAAUAUUAAGGGAGUUGGUAUCGAUACAUAUUCUUUCGAUCGCGGAAUUUCACAAGAUUAUAUGUCUCAUAUCAUCCUCCUUGGAAAUGGCAAAUUCGGCUUGGAGAAUGUAGCUAACAUGGAAGAACUUCCUAUCUAUGGGGCUACACUAUACGUAAUGCCUAUGAAGAUGGGCAAAGCAAGUGGAGCACCAACUCGGAUUAUUGCCACUUUUCCAGAAGUAAUUUUUAAUCCAUCUGUUUCUAAUUAAUACUACUAAUAAUAUCAUUUACAAUAGUUCUUAAAAAGUGAACUGAUGAAGUCAAUAAAUUUCAAAAUACUAUA
Stegodyphus dumicola is the source of this 1078-nucleotide messenger RNA. RefSeq lists its product as uncharacterized. Gene Ontology annotation, molecular function: arylformamidase activity. The record is from RefSeq and is a predicted model, not a curated record. Lineage: Eukaryota; Metazoa; Arthropoda; Arachnida; Araneae; Eresidae.